Guillardia theta CCMP2712 is the source of this 609-nucleotide messenger RNA. RefSeq lists its product as hypothetical. The transcript has 2 exons. Gene Ontology annotation, molecular function: protein binding. The record is from RefSeq and is a predicted model, not a curated record. Lineage: Eukaryota; Cryptophyceae; Pyrenomonadales; Geminigeraceae. The annotation marks the transcript as partial.
AUGUUGCUGGGUUGGAGUAUACGAUCAAGUGUUGCACAGAUAACGGAUGCAACAAGAUCUCUGAGCAGCGGAAGCGGACUGCAGUAUGCCACUGCUGGUAUCCUGUCCCAAUUCACCAUUACUGCUUUCGAAGAGAGCGGUUUGCGCAGAACAUCCGGUGGAGAUGAGUUUUUGGUGCAGCUGGACGGGUCUCAGUCGUUGCGAGGAUCGAUCAUUGACAACCUGGACGGUAGCUAUCAGGCAACGUACACGGCGACGAUCAGUGGGGCGUACGAGAUAUCCGUGUUGCUGUUGAGGGAGGGGGGCCUUUCUGCUGAGUACUUUGAGAACGUGUGUCUAGAGCUGGCCACAGCCGGAGUGCAGGCGGAGUUCUCAAUCACGGCCAAGGACCUCUAUGGCAACCUCAAGGGGCAGGGGGGGGACACUUUCCUCGUCAGGUUCACGGGGGUGGACUCUGCCAGUGGAGUCGUGGACGAUCGACAGGAUGGGACUUACCGAGUGUUAUACACUCUGACUCAGAGUGGAACAUACAGCUGUGCUGUUGUGUUCGGAGCCUUCGGUAUCUCUGCAAGUCCUUUCAGGAUCACCACCCAGCCAGCCCGUAGGAAC